This is a messenger RNA of Tetrapisispora phaffii CBS 4417, 651 nucleotides long. RefSeq names its product uracil phosphoribosyltransferase (gene FUR1). Bases 1 to 651 code for a protein of 216 amino acids. NCBI's taxonomy places the organism in Eukaryota, Fungi, Ascomycota, Saccharomycetes, Saccharomycetales, Saccharomycetaceae. The record is from RefSeq and is a predicted model, not a curated record. The transcript has a single exon.
AUGUCUACCGAACCAUUCAAGAACGUCAUCUUAUUACCACAAACUAAUCAAUUAUUAGGUUUAUACACUAUCAUCAGAGACAAAAGGACCUCGAGACCUGAUUUCAUCUUUUAUUCUGAUAGAAUUAUCAGGCUAUUGGUCGAAGAAGGUUUGAACUACUUGCCAGUUCAAGCAAAGAGUGUCGAUACCGAAACAAAUGAAGUGUUCGAAGGUGUUUCCUUCAUGGGCAAGAUCUGUGGUGUCUCUAUUGUCAGAGCCGGCGAAUCCAUGGAGCAAGGCUUAAGAGAAUGUUGUAGGUCCGUUAGAAUCGGUAAGAUUCUAAUUCAAAGAGAUGAAGAAACUGCUUUACCAAAAUUAUUCUACGAAAAACUACCUGAAGAUAUUUCUGAAAGAUUUGUUUUCUUAUUAGACCCAAUGUUAGCCACUGGUGGCAGUGCCAUCAUGGCCACUGAUGUCUUGAUCAAAAGAGGUGUCAAACCAGAAAGAAUCUUCUUCUUGAAUUUGAUUUGCAGUAAAGAAGGUAUUGACAAAUAUCAUGAAGCUUUCCCAGACGUUAAAAUUGUCACUGGUGCUGUCGACAGAGGUUUAGAUGAAAACAAGUACUUGAUCCCUGGUUUAGGUGACUUCGGUGACAGAUACUAUUGUAUUUAA